Molecule: messenger RNA, 2510 nt
Organism: Diaporthe batatas
Lineage: Eukaryota; Fungi; Ascomycota; Sordariomycetes; Diaporthales; Diaporthaceae
Exons: 3
Coding region: 33-2474 (813 amino acids)
Biological process (GO): glucan catabolic process
Molecular function (GO): beta-glucosidase activity
Source: RefSeq, a predicted model, not a curated record
GUCCUCCUCAGCUCGCCAUCAACUCAACAGUCAUGGCUUCGUCUCUGCUGCUGUCAGCUGCCCUGCUGCUUCCCGCAGUCCGCGGCCAGUUCUCCCAUGUCCAGCCCUUGAACACCACCAUCAUCGGCCAGUACGGCCAUGUAGAGCCCGUCUACCCUUCACCAAAUGCCACUGGUAUUGGUGGUUGGGAGGACGCUAUGGCCAAGGCCAAGGCCUUCACGGCCGAGCUCACCAUCGAGGAGAAGGCCAACAUGGUGACUGGCACUCCCGGACCUUGUGUCGGCAACAUCCUCGCCAUCCCUCGUCUCGGCUUCCCUGGCCUCUGUCUCAUGGAUGGCCCUCUGGGCAUCCGUGUCGCAGACUACGCCAGUGUCUUCUCUGCUGGUGUCUCUGUUGCUUCGUCUUGGGACAAGGAGAUACUCUACGAGCGAGGAUACGCCAUGGGAGAGGAGUUCAAGGCCAAGGGUGCCCACGUCUUCCUUGGACCCGUCGCUUCCCCCAUGGGUCGAUCUGCCUACUCCGGACGUAACUGGGAAGGCUUCUCGCCUGACGCUUACUUCACCGGUGUUGCCAUGGAGAAGACUAUUCUGGCUGUGCAGGCAAACGGUGUGCAGGCCUGUGCCAAGCACUUCAUCGCCAACGAGCAGGAGACCCAGCGUAACCCCACCUGGGACCCGAACGGAACCCUCACCGACGUCCUCCAGGAGUCCGUCUCAUCCAACCUCGACGACCGCACCCUCCACGAGCAGUACCUGUGGCCCUUCGCCAACGCCGUCAAGGCCAAGGUCGCCUCCAUGAUGUGCGCCUACCAGCGUAUCAACGGUACCUACGCCUGCCAACACUCCCACCUUCAGAACGGCGUCCUCAAGGGCGAGCUCGGCUUCCAGGGCUACGUCAUGUCUGACUGGGGCGCGACGCACUCUGGUCUUUCCAGCAUCGAGGGCGGUCUGGACAUGAACAUGCCCGGUGACCUCGGAAACUACGGCGCGACCUGGGGAAGCGGCAGCUACUACGGAGGCAACAUCACCCUGGCCGUCAACAACGGCACCCUUGACGAGACUCGUGUCGAUGACAUGAUCGUCCGUAUCAUGACACCCUACUACCUCUUUGGCCAGGACUCCGCCGAAUUCCCCACCAUCGACCCCUCUACUGCCUACCUCAACACCUUCUCCCCGAUGUCGACCUGGAGGGACGAGUUCAACCUGACCGGUGCGUCCAGCCGUGACGUCCGCGGCAACCACAGCGAGCUUAUCCGCAAGCACGGUGCUGCCGGUACCAUCCUCCUGAAGAACGAGGGUGCCCUGCCCCUCAAGGCCCCCAAGAACAUCGUUGUCUUCGGAAACGACGCUGCUGACGUUACCAACGGCUUGUACGGCGAUAACACCGAGGAGUACGGUACUCUCUACGUCGGCGGCGGCUCCGGAUCCGGCCGUGCCACCUACGUCGUCAGCCCUCUCGAGGCCAUCAAGGCCCGUGCCGCUCAGGACAACGCCCUGGUGCAGUACGUCCUCAACAACACCUUCGCCAUCAACAACCUGGGCAGCUCCGGCGAGUCCGGCGCUCUCGGCGGUGUGCUCCUGAUCCCCGACGCCCCCGAUGUCUGCAUCGUCCUCGUCAAGACCUGGGCUGAGGAGGCUUCCGACCGCACCAACUUCGACCUGGACUACCAGGGCGCCGAGCUCGUCAACGUGGUGGCCAGCAAGUGCAACAACACCGUCGUGGUCAGCCACUCGUCCGGUAUCAACAUGCUCCCCUUCGCCGACCACCCCAACGUCACCGCCAUCCUGGUUGCCCACUACCCGGGCCAGGAGUCGGGUAACUCUCUCGUGGACAUCCUGUACGGCGACGUCAACCCCUCUGGCCACCUGCCCUACACCAUCGCCCUGAACGAGACCGACUACAACGCGCCCGUCACCACCUCCGUCCAGACCGACGGCCCCGACGACUGGCAGUCCAACUUUGACGAGAAGCUCGAGAUCGACUACAAGUACUUUGACGCCCACAACCUCAGCGUGCGCUACGAGUUCGGCUUCGGCCUGAGCUACACCACCUUCGAGCUGGCCGACGCCGCCGCCGAGGCCACCGCCGAGGGCAUCACCUCGGCCCCCGAGGAGAACGAGCUCCAGCCCGGCGGCAACCCGGCCCUCUGGGAGACCGUCUACAACGUCACCGUCGCCGUCAGCAACACCGGCGAGUACGACGGCGCCGCCGUGCCCCAGCUCUACGUCGCCUUCCCCACCGGCGACCCCGCCCUGGCCGGCACCCCGCCCCGCCAGCUGCGCGGCUUCGAGAAGGUCGGCCUGGCCGUCGGCGAGACCAAGACCGUCGCCUUCGAGCUCAUGAGGAGGGACCUGAGCUACUGGGACGUCGUCUCCCAGGAGUGGCUCAUCCCCGAGGGCGAGUUCACCCUCCACGUCGGCUUCUCCAGCCGUGACCUGAGGGUCGCCACCACCAUCACGCCCGUCUCGGCUUAGGCGGUGUGAGGGAGCUGGAGGGAGGAGUAAUUUCCU